This is a messenger RNA of Symbiodinium natans, 10830 nucleotides long. The record is from the annotation of a GenBank genome assembly. NCBI's taxonomy places the organism in Eukaryota, Dinophyceae, Suessiales, Symbiodiniaceae.
AUGGCGCAGGUCUAUGGCCUAUGCAUGCAAUUUGAGGUGCGAGUUCCGCCUUACGUUGCACACAAUCCCUUCGAGAACGCUGACCUUCGCCUGCCAGUUGAGGAGGAGGAAACCAAUUGCAGCCAAGAACAUGACUCCGUGGAGGGAGACUCCGGCGUGCACAUGGACAGUCUUGCCGCUGUUGUAGCCCCUGCACGUAGAGACUGUGCUUGCCUGCAAUUGGGGACCAUGCCCAAUAUUCGAGGGAGGAGGGUGCACUUCUUCGACGACCAAGCGGAGGUUUGUACAGUGUAUAAAGCGCGUCAAGCGAUGUAUAGACAUGUCGCCGAGCGGCACAAAGCACAAGUAGGACAGCUGUACAGUGUACAGUACAAUAAGGAGGGGCACAUCAAGGUUCCUUGUGCCAGGUUGGUUUCCAGGGGCAUUGAACCAACAGCUGAAUGCGGGCAUUGCCAGCUUCAUACCGGAAUUGCGUGGCCGAGUCCCGAACCUCGGAAUCGGCGGGGACAUGGCUCGCCUCCAUGGACCCAUGCACUCGCCAAAGAACGUCCAGACCUUGUGCUAACGACCACCCGAAUCGGCCACGCUGGUGCUUCCAGCGAGUGGCCCUCCCGAGCGGCACAGGGGCAGCUGCUCUUCAUCAGCGCUCAGGGCUCAGCACAACGGGCGGACACGCCCUCAUGCCCUGAUACGACGGCCUCUAUCAAAGUAUGGCUGCCAGUUCCAGAGACGGCCAUUGAGGCCUUUUUGCGGUCGCAUCCCGACCAAGACCAAUACGCCUUUUUCGACACACAUGACAACGUCAGAUGGCGAAGAAUUGAGGAGGCUUGGGGCAUCAGGGAGGUUGUCCAGGAUGCGAUCAGGCAUACCCUCGUCCAACCUGUUACUGAGGUUUCUAUUCUUCAAAGACCACUGCCUGACUUGCCCGUUGUGCAGCUUGUGUUACACAGUGCAAACCUGCCGCUUGGCUGGCGCACUGUCCCGGUUGACCUGAGACCUGCGGGUUUCGACCUGUGCACCCUCGGCAUGCAAGAUGAUGUGUCGGCCUUUGAGGCCGCUUUGCGUGCCGCACAGUUUUGUAGGACACCACAUGCACUGUCACACGAUGUCGCAAGGCUCAGGUGGAAUUUUGCGCCGCCGGGGGUUGACGUGACUGACCCUUUCCGCCCCGGAAUCCUCAUGCUUGAGCCAGCAAUCCUAUGUGUACGUGCCCCCUUCGGUGAGCUUUCCGCGCCUUCGGAACAGCAGACACCACAAACAUCCCUGAAUACCUACAGCUCUUCAGGUACUUCAAGUGAGGCUGCAACGCUUGAUUGCGCUUUUGAGUGUGUGACAAGGGACAGGGAUGAGAACGAACAAGAAAUGACUGUCGCCUUCCACUCUGCAGGACAACACCCCUGGAUUGUCACUGUUUCGAAGCUUCUCACGCCAGAAGAGCUUGCGGCGCUUGUGGCACGGCGCAUGGCGGACCGGACAGGCAUAAAAGGGUGGCGCACACACUGUCUCUGGCGCCAGCCGGUUGUCAGAGAUGUGGAUUCGCAUUGCAUCGUGUCUCCGAGUGAGGCGCGGGGUGCCGCAGGACCGCAAGGUUUCCUAGCAGAUUUUCGCAGGAUCUUUGGCCCUGACAUCCGCAACAUCGCCGUUCUGCACACACUUCUGAACACUCCGCAAUCAGCGGACGCGAUGUGCGAGAAAGCGCGGCAAAAAUUAAGUGAAUGGGGGCUCGCGCAACCACCCACUGAAUUUUGCAUAACCACUGCCAGGAAUGGAGCUUUGCUUGUGCCAGAGGCUGAAGAGGUUUGCCUUGUUACUGACACAGUUGCCACGGCUGUGAAUUUCCCCGGCCUGCUGCAAUCCAUGCUUCGAACCACAGCAGCGGCACAGCCCAGGGUUGGCGGCUUUGUCACGCAGGACAGCCCUAUCAUGUCUCAUUGCCCAGUACCUACGACAACUUCUACUACCACCGAGGUGCUGGAGGAGUUGCCACACGUUGUUGAGCAGUUGCCACCACGAACGCACUUGCUUGUUAGGCUUGGGGUGGUAGGGCGUGGGGUUUUUACGGCUGAGUUCGAAGGGAAUCCACCAGCUGAGGUGAUCUUAGCACGUGUCUGGGCUAUCGCCUUGGGCCAGGAAGCAACGCAAGGCUUGAGUGCAGUGAGGAUGACACCCUGCCAACCACCAAACCGGGUCUCGCAUCGAGAAAUCUUGCUCUUUGCAGCGGAGGCACCGGGGCUCGCUAGACCGCCUCAGUCGAUCUCCGUUUGGGUUGAUUUCCGACCCCAAGGAAUGCUUUCCUUUGUGAACCUCCCAGUGGACCAGAGUCCUGAUACACUGCUCUCUGCUUACCCCGGGGCAAAGGGGCUCUAUGUUAAUGGUCGCAAAUGGGAACAGGGCACCAGGCUUGAGCAUGGGGACUACCUGGGGGUUUCGUUGGUGCCACAAGCGCCAGACAUCAGGCCUAAUGACUACUUCGUUCAGAGGUUGGCGGGCCUUGGCGCUUUGUUGCUACCCCUGCCAGUCCCCACAGCAGCAUUCUUUGAGACUACCACGAGCCUGGAGCUUGACGCACAGAUCGCUCAGCAUGCCUGGCAUGACGCAGUCAACACUAGACUUGAGCAGCUCGGCCUCAGUCGUCCCGAUGGCUCCUUCCACUUCGUUGUUGUGGGUCCUGGCGUCAGUGCUGUCGGUGCUAUUCGGCGCGAGCAAUGGGACCUGCAAGCCGUAGCGGAUUGGACCAGCCGGUUUGUUCUGUCCACCCUGGGACGCUUUGGACAGGGGAGUCGGUUUAGUCUCUUCGAUACAGAGGGCACUGUUGCUGCACGGCGGUUGCUUGUGAUAGUUCCCCUUGCGCUUGAUCCCUUGAGGGAGUAUGUGCGUGUGCAUCUUUCGGAGGAAUCCGUUGUUGCCUUUCAACUCCCACACUCUGAGCUUCCGUCUGUUACGGCAUGCCUGGCACCAAUCGAUGACCCGUCGGCCAGACCAGUCCCGGGCCGGGCGUGGUACGGACCAAUCUUCCCUUCAACAGAGUUACACCCCUUUGUUAACUUUGGGGGGCCGAGGGUUCGAUGGCGCAGAUGGCAGGCAGCUGAUGGGGCCCAAGAGGCCAGACAACGUGAAAGUCUGCACCGGCUUAGCCACGAACAUGCGGGCGCAGCAGGACAUGAGAGACCCAGACCUGGUCUGUUCUACUUUGAUAGUGCCGAGCAGGAAGUGCCUGGUGGCACUACAACAGCUACUACCUUGAGGCCAACCACCAGCACAACGACCAACAUGCUUGCCCCAGGCCAACCUGUUGUCUUUCUUGUCACGGGGAGUGCAAUCGCAGGUCAACAGCUUGUGGGCACAGACGUGGACAGUGUGAUUGAUGCGCUUGGAGACCUUGUCGCAGCGCACAUCACACAACAGCGGGCACCGUGGCAAGGACAGAUUAGGCUAGCCCAAGCACAUCCAGGACGCAACCAUGACUUCCGGGAAAUCAUUUUUGUAUGGUUUCCCAUGGAUUUACAUGUUCACGUCAUUGUUGAUGCGCGGCCUGUUGGGGGGGGCUUGGGGCAUGCGUCCGUGGAUACGGAUGUCGAUGUAGCAGCCCUGCUGCCCGACCGCCUAAGGACAGCAGGGACUGUGGCAUACAUAAACGGUGUACCCUCACACCUCUUUGCGGAUUAUUUGCAGGACGGUGACUAUGUGCACUUUGCAGAUGAUCGACCGAUCAUCCCUGCAUAUCCAAGGGCGGCUCUCUUCCGGAGAUGGCCCGGACUUUCUGUCUUUGCCUUGGAUGUCCCCACGGUUGAAAUGUUUCCACUGCCGGUCGAACAGGAGGCGGCGCUUGAGCAUAUCAUGGGCUUUUUGCGCGAUGCAUGCGAUGCGCGCCAAACGCUUUUGGGACAUCAUCUUCCUUUUGCGCAGCCUGCACUUGUCAUGAGCCGCAUACGGGGGGAGUUGCUGAUUUAUGUGCCAUGUAGAAUCCCUGCUACAAGCGGACAAGUUGCAGAGGCGCUAGCAUUGCUACCUGAAUGGCAGGAUGCCAGCCGCAUCCAAGACACCGGCAUGUUGUCCGGGGACGCGCCAAUCUUCUUGGCGAGAGAUGUGUAUGAGUCGAGACAAACAUGGCACAUCAUACCGGUGCCUUACAUGCUGCGGCUGUUCACCCUCUGGCCUGUCAAUGAGGAGGUACUACGCCAAACGGAGGACUUGCCAGCUCCUCCACACCUCCGCGUUAGCAGACAGCCUACUCCCUCGCAUGGGCAUGUGCAUUUCUUUCAUCACAGGACCACUGAGGGGCUCAGCAUGCUUCAACUCCAUGCCAGGAUCACAAGCAUUUCAAGCGAGCCUGGUACUGCAGGUGCAGGUGUGACAUAUGCCGGCCAUCAGGCGCCCGCGCAAGCGGUUUGUGAGCAACGCCUAACGGCCAAACAAAACGCCCUGGCAAUGGGAGUGUCGUCUGGAUGCAGAGCAGAUCACUUCGGGGCCUCGCGACCUGAAGAAUUACAGCUCAAGCCCGAUGACCUUGAUCUCGUUGUUGAUAGGGUAUACCUAGCGGCCGCGAGAACCAUGGCAGGCCCAGCGGGGCCGGAGGAUGAACGCUAUACAGUGUUCGACACGGCAGCCCAGAUUCAGAUCCGUACCUAUCGGAGAGACCAAAGAAUCGAAUGGCUGCUGGCGGACAUUUUGCGGCACGCACCACGCACUGUUAGGGUGAUCCAGCGGCUCACAGUGCCAGUCUACGGCUAUCCAGAGCCCCAAUUCGUCCUGACGGCAGUAGCGGCGCCCACUGGUUGGCAAGCAGUGCCGGUGGAUUGUCGAUCCUUAGGACUAGGGGUCUGCACGGUUGAACUCCAGCCGCUCACUGGUUGGCGGGAGAUAGGCCUUAGCCUUAGAGUCACUAGACCGGAUCUGCCUAGCUGUCAACAGACAGGAGAGGCCUUCUUGGAAGCCUUGGCUGAUGCAAGGCUUAUUCUGCGUGACGCAUACCGGCCACAGACCGACCCAAUUCGGGCACAGCUUGAUCAGCUGCAAUGGCUUUUUGUGGCAGAACGUCCACCUGUGCCCCCCGUUCCAAGUGCAAGUGACUCGGAUGACCGCACAGUCGAGCAGCGCAAAGAACAACAGGGUCACAGCUCUUUGCUGCAGCCAGGGAAUCCAGUCCAAGGUGGGGUUGUAGCUGCUGCUUGCGACCUGAUUGCACCGGCACCCCGGAUUUCGCCGAGCGGGCAAACACUCCCCAUCCCCACACCGCUUGGCCGCCGCUGCAUAGAUGCCACACAUGGCAUCAGGCCUUCCAAAACAGUGGACUCCGAGCCACGGAAAAUUUUACAUCUGGCUACACUGCUACCGGAGCCGGAACCCGGUUGGCUUCAUGGGGUCAAUUCAGAUAUGCUCGAACAUGCUCUCGAGGCACACUCGCUCUCGAGGUUGCACACCCAUUUCUGGGAUGUCACAGGGAUCACAUUGCCCGUCCUUGCUCUGUGGUCCUCCCUGCCGGCUUGGGAUGAGCACAGCCCGGUCUCCGCCUUAUACAUCUUCACUGAUGGGUCAUACUGCCCGAACACUGAAACGGCAGCAUGGGCAGUUGUCGUCGUUGCAUUGCAGCAAACGCACAUUGUCAAAGCAGCGACUGUGCCUCAGCCUUGGCAGCAACCCACGCCUUUUGUGCUCUGCCGGCUGAAGACCCGGUUGUUCGAGGGGCUGCUGGACUCGCUUUCGCGUCGGCUGCGCACGGACAACGCAGGUUGCCUCUUCAACGAGACGGCCGACAACAUUGCCAAGGCGAUCGCUCGCCAUCAGACGGAAUUCGCCCUGGCACCAGCUUCUGAUGCGCUGUAUUUUGCAGCACGAGAGGGCCUGUUGGAGAGAGUGUGGUUGCUUGGGCAGGAUCCGACAUUGCAGAAGCAGCUCCCUUUCUGCAACUCAGCCGGCGAAUGGUUGCGUGCCUCCACGGAAAGACCUGCCACUACGCAGCCGACAGAAUUUGCCACAUUUGGAACAGGCGAAGCCAAUACAACUGUGGCAGUCAAGCUCCCAAUGCGAAUCCUGCAAUACAAUUGCCUGUCCAGCAAAGGAGAUCUUGCCCGAGAGCUCCUGCGACGGGGGUUGGAGCGACAUAAGGUCACUGUUGCGGGCAUUCAGGAGACACGGACUCCUGCUUCAGGGAUCGCACGGAUAGGGAGUUUUUGGGUCCUUCAGGCGCCUUGUGACAGUAAAGGGGUCGGUGGAUGCCAGUUGUGGUUGACCGCUGAUAGAAUAGAGGGAGGAACCGCCUCAUGGAAUAGAGAAUCCUUCUCUAUAGUCGCCGCAGAACCACAGAUCCUCGUUUGCACUGCCCAGUUGGGAACCCUGCAUUUCGUCCUUGUAUCUGCGCACGCGCCGAUUGCCUCGGCUACCGAGGAAACGAGAGGAAGUUUCUGGAAGGGCCUAUCGGCGCGGCUGAACAGCUUGCCUGCACACUUCAUUCCCCUGAUCUGCAUUGAUGCCAAUGCCAGAUUUGAGGCAGACCGGGAGACGCCCCUCGCGAGGGACGCGGUCCCAGCUAACAGCAACGCCACCGCACUUGCAGCCUUUUGUGACAGGCACGGCCUUGCUACUACUGCACAGUUUGGCACAGAUGGCACGCGAUUAUUUUCCUGGCGCAGCCCUAACGGAGCAUUGUCACUUAUCGACUAUGUGGCAGUACCAGCAGAGUGGGAGGGCAGGCUGAGCACUAGCACGGUUACCACUCUUAAUGACUUGCAUGCUGGGAAAGACCACUACCCCAUCCUAACAACAUGCACUGUGCACCUUGAUGUUGCUCAGGAAAAGAUGCGAUACCGCAUUCGACAGCAGCAGCUUGACACGGAGGAAGGCCGCCAGGCCGUCCAGGCGGCGUUCCGCACAAUACCGGCGGUACCGUGGCACAUUGACCCCACGUCACAUGUGGCAAUUGUGCAAAGGCAUCUGCGCACGUUCCUCGAGCAACACUUGCCAGUCGCCCGCAAGGGGCCACGACACCCUGCCUUUUCAGAGAUGACUUUCACCCUUGUACAGCAGGCUAGACAUUGCCGAUGUGUCGUGAGAACUUUGAAGGGGCGCGUGCGAAGGGCCACACUGAAGGCCAUCUUUGAUGCAAUGCGGUGCCGAACCGCGCAAGGGCAUGGGCAACCGGAAGGCACACGGAGGCCAUUUCUGCCACAUGCGUUCAGAGCGUUGAGACGCAGCCUACUUCAAUGGCAAGGAAAGCAGCAUGCCCACGAAUGGAGCCUCAACUUGAAUGCGCAAUUUGACAAGGCGGAGUUCCUAAGGGCAGAGAUGCAGUCCGCACGGGACACCGGAACAGCCGCAUUUGCGCACCGGAUCCGCAGCAUAUUGAGAACGGGCCGCAAAUUCAAGGUCCCGCCACUUUUGCCUGCUCUUGUCACUGAACAGGGCACCUGCCGCAGUCCUCAGGCUGUAAGGCUUGCCCUUGGCAACUUCUAUGCCCAGGCUGAACGGGCGCAGCGCGUAGAACCGCAGGAGUUCAUGCUCCAUGGUGGUAGCGGGCGAACUUGCGCUACUGAUGCAGUUGACAGCCAGGAAGUGCCCACAAUAGUCGAUCUCGCAUCGGCCUAUAGCCAGAUGGCUGCCGGGAAGGCGCCCGGACUUUCCGGAAUACCUGCGGACGUGUACCGGCUAGCUCCGCAGGCUGCUGCGAUGGCCACCUGGCCUAUCCUGGCAAAGGCGCUGGCCCGGGGUAGCCACCCGCUGCAGUGGAAGGGUGGGCUUGCCCAUAGUAUUCCAAAGGGGAGCAAAGACCCAACGUGCUGUGCCUCAUGGCGCUCCAUCAUGCUCCUUGAAGCCGAAGCAAAGGCUGUGCAGCGGGCCUUCCGGCCCAAGCUGCUCCGAGUCUUCUGUGGAAGUAAACCCUUCGAUCAAUUUGGGGGUGUGCCGGGGUGUCCGUUGACUCUGCCAGCUUUCUUGGCACGAUCGCACCUUGCGGCACUCAAAGCUCGGGGGCAGUGCGGGGGUAUUUUGUUCUUGGACUGUACUGCAGCCUACUACUCCGUCAUUCGUGAAGUUCUUGCAGCUCCAGCCGAUAAGUUCCCAAAACCGGGCUGGGUUAAAGAACGGGCGGAGCAGCUCUUUGCGGAUCAGAUAGAAAAAGAAGCCUUUGCCGAACGUCUGCGAAACGGGCCUAUCCUUGGGCAACGGCAUGUCCCGGCGGAACUGCGCCGCUAUGUCGAAGGGCUCUUUGAACAGUCCUGGUUCACCACUGAUAGGGAGGGGGCCGCCCUUUGGCAAACGCACAGUGGGACCAGCCCUGGAUCGCCGAUCGCCGACACGCUCUUCGGGAUACUCUUCUCCCCUUUCCUCCAGAGCUUGCAAAGAGCCCUUGCGGAGGCAGGACUCGCGGCUUUCGUGUGCCGCAGCGAGCGUGCGGACGUCAGAAGUUGUGAACAAGGAUUGCCCAGCAGCCCCACGUGGGCUGAUGAUGUUGCGAUCUUGUUUAGCGCCAGCGAGCCGGAAGCCACGCCACGGGCGCUUGCUGAAGUGGCACGGCUAGCAGAAGAACUGGUGCAGGGCAUCGGGCUGCGCUUCAACUAUGGCCCUGGCAAGACGGAGGCGAUACUGGCGAUGCGAGGCAAGCAUUCCCUUGCUGCACGCAGAGCUCUGCUCAGCCAAGACAACCCGCAUGUGCAGGUUAGGACCACCUAUGGCCACACCUUCCAGGUCAGGGUUGUCGAAUCCUAUGUGCACUUGGGUUCGGUGCUGCAAGCCGACUGUCAUGAGUUCCCCAAUCUCCGCCACCGCAAUGCUCUCAUGCAGGAGGCUUGGCAGCCCCUGAGACGAAAGGUACUCAACAACCCCUUCGUGACAAGGGUCGAAAAGAAGCGGUUGGUCUCGGAAAGAGUUUUCUCAAAGUACCUUUUCGGGGCAGGCCUCUGGCGGCUAGAGACGGAACACGAGAAGCAGGCUGCCCUCGAGCCUCUUUCGCAGGUCCUGAGAGGAGCCCUCCGGCCGAUCUUAGGCAUCUCCAUGCGGGGAUAUAAUGCCGAACAGGCGGCCGCCAUGCUCGAGCUUCCAACGCCACAAGAGCAGCUCCUUGUGGAGCAGGCUCGCAGCCUUAUGGAGGCUUCUGUCAUUACCGCCGAAGCAGUUUGGCAGGCGGUGUCGGCAGAUAGUGUCUGGCUGGAACAGGCGCGCUGUGCGCUUGCACAGACAGUCAAGACAGGCCCGGGGACGCCUUUCGAAGCAGGCUUCUUCGCCGACACCGACCUGGGUGGCCUCCUGCAAGCGCUGCGCUGCCAGCGCAAGCACGUCGGCAAUCAGGUGCGGCGAUUCAUGCGUGCACAGGUCGCCGCGCGCGCUGAGCGAGGGCGACUGAUGGUCCAGGCACACUCCUCCGAGGUGCAGUAUGUGCCGCGUCCGCGGGUCCCCGCAACCCCGUGCGCAGAUGAGGGUUGGAUGUGCGCUCAGUGUGGCAUUGUCUGUGAUACGCCCCGGCUCUUGGCGUUGCACCGCUGGCACCGCCACAAGGCCAGGUCAGAGGCAUCUGUUGUGGCCCACGGAACACGAUGCGAAGUGUGUGGGGUGGAGUUUUGGGAACAGUUCCGUCUCCGCGAGCAUCUCAGGCAACAGGUGCGCUGCAGACAGGUCUACGUGCAUGGGGAUCAGGCAGCGGCGCGGAACGGAGUUCCGUCGCGACACCAGCAUGGCUGGUACUUGGCUGGUGGUCAUGUGACGCCCUUUGUGGGUAAAGGAAACCCGAACUUUCAAAAGGGCGUGAAAGGUCUGAAAGAGUAUUUUGUUGAGUCCAUCCAGGGUGCUUUCCGGCAAACUGGUGCAAAGCCUGAGGCGAUCGACCGAGUGUAUGUUGGAAAUUUUGCAGGUGAGCUCUUCAACAGUCAGGGCCACCUGGGAGCGGCCGUCGCAGCUGCGCACCCGGCGCUGCUGCACCGGCCCUCCAUGCGCGUAGAGGCUGCCUGUGCCUCCGGAGGCCUCGCCUGUGCAGAAGCGGUGCGCGCAGUCUGCGCGGGGGACGACGUCGUCUUGGCCGUGGGGGUGGAGGUUCAGACAGAGGCCGACUCCCGGACUGGGGGAACCUACCUGGCCAGGGCUGCUGACUUCAAGCGCCAGUCAGGUAUAGACGACUUCACCUUCCCUGCACUCUUUGCCCGAAGGGCCAAGGCUUACUUGGAGAAGUAUCCUGACGUCAAGAUGGCCGACUUGGCCGCCGUGGGCGUGAAGGCCUACUCCAAUGGAAACAAGAAUCCUUUGGCGCACAUGCACACGGUGCAGCUGCCCAUGGAGAAAGCGGUGGCGGGCCCCGAGUUCCUCAAAAAUGAAGACCUCAAGCCUUUUGUGCGGGCGACGCACUGCUCGCAAGUCUCCGAUGGAGGUGCCGCUGCGAUCUUCGUUUCAGAGGAGGGUCUGCAGAAGUGCGGCCUCAGCAAGCACCAGGCCGUAGAGAUUGUGGCGACAGAUUACGGAGCAGGGGAUCUGUGGUCCGACCCUGCUGACUUAGCCGUCAUGGACACCACAAAAGCUGUGGUCUCACGUAUGCUGGCGGCCGCCGGCGUGAAGCCCUCGGAUGUGGACGUGGCAGAAGUCCACGACUGCUUCGCCAUUGCUGAGAUCCUCAUGUACGAGGCAAUCGGCUUGGCGGAGCCUGGGAAAGGCACAGAGCUAGUGAAGUCUGGCGCCACGUGCCUGGAUGGCAAGAUCCCAGUGAACACAGGUGGCGGUCUGAUCUCCUUCGGCCACCCGGUGGGUGCCACCGGUGUCAAGCAGGUCCUCGAAAUCUACCGACAGAUGAAGGGCCUGUGCGGCGACUACCAGAAGGAGUGGGCAACAGCAACCAUGUGGGCAUUUCCAAAAUAG